CACGCCGCCCAUGCGCGCCCCGGCCGGGCCGACUUGAGUGAUGAGCGCAGCAGCCGCAGGAGGGGCACGCGGGCGCUACGCCGUUUGCGUAGGCUGAGAAAGACCGGGCCGCGAGCGGGAAGGGCCCGGCCGGGCGGUCUGUCCGCAUAGUGCGUAGCGGCGAGCGCGGCGCAGGCCGCGUGCCCGGCGUAAGCGCGCUCUGUGAAUAGCGGCGCUGCGGCAAGAGCGGAGGAGGAGGCGCUGCGGCGGUUUGGUACCGAGCGGAGAGGGAGAUGCACACGGCACUCGAGUGAGGAAACAGAGAUGAAGGUACACAUGCACACAAAAUUUUGCCUCAUUUGUUUGCUGACAUUCAUCUUUCAUCAGUGCAGUCAUUGCCGUGAAGAGGGACAUGACCAUGGUCCUAAAGGGAGCCAGGUACACAGCCAUAAUGACUAUCAGAUCUCAGAAGCAUCAUAUCUCCAGAAUGCAGGAACAGAAUCUGCACCAAGUAAAUUUUCAGUGCUGGAAGCUGAAAAUGAACAAAAAUACUACAUUGAAAAGCUUUUUGAUCAUUAUGGUGAAAAUGGAAGAUUGUCAUUUUUUGGUCUGGAAAAACUGCUGAUAAGUCUUGGCCUUGGAGAGGUAAAAGUAGUGGAGAUUAAUCAUGAGGAUAUUGGCCAUGAUCAUGUUUCCCAUUUGGAUAUUUUAGAGGUACAAGAAGGGAAGCAUUCUCAUUCUCAUAACCAUGCUCAUUCCCAUAGCCACUCAGGUGCAGAAAACCAAACUGGCAUUUCCACAAAGAGAAACCAUAAAUGCGACUCUGAGAAGGAAACAACACGGACAUCUGUAAAACUUGAUAGUAAACAUGUUCAUGACCACAUUCACCACCACCAUCGUCACCACCAUCUGCAUCAUCAACUUGAACAUAAUGGUACACGUCAUUUUCGCAAUGAGUCAAUCAGUCACAAUGAACAUGGAGAGCAGAACCAUGAGCCUUCAACAGAGACAAAUACAACUCAGGAACAACCUGACAGAAAACGACGGAAACACAAGAGGAGACGAAAAGGGAAGAAAAUUGGAGAGACUUUGGGAGAUACUGCACAAGACUUUGUUCCAGACCAUGAGCCAGAUGAUCAAUAUGAGCAUAAUCAUGUUCAUAAACACGAUCAUGUACAUGAUGGAUCUCACUCACAUGUACACCUUCAUGAACAUGAUAAUGAUCGUGCUACUAGUCAUGGACAUCAAGAUCCCAGUCCUGAUAGUGAGGAUGGAUACCAUCAUACCAGCAAGCGUGAAGCACCUCAUAAACAGAUUAAUGUAAAAAAACAUGCUAUAUUUUCAGCACAUAGUCACAAAGAUCAUGGUGAUGAUGACCAUGAACACGAAGAGUGUUUAAAUGUCACUCAGCUGCUGCGGUACUAUGGUCUUGGAACCAGCUCUCCAAUAUCUCCUGAAAUGUUUAUAUACCUGUGUCCUGCACUGCUGUAUCAAAUUGACAGAAGGCUUUGUAUUGAGCAUUAUGAUGAGCUUCUGGUUGAAGACUUGAAUAAAGAUAAAAGUGCAACAGCUCAGAAUAAUGAUAAAAUAGGUGCCUCAGCCACAGCCUGGUUUUGUGGACUCAUUUCUAUCACUGUCAUUAGCCUCCUAUCUUUGCUGGGUGUCAUCUUGGUUCCCAUCAUUAACCAAGGGUGCUUCAAAUUCCUUCUAACGUUCCUGGUUGCUCUGGCUGUUGGGACACUGAGUGGAGAUGCGCUACUCCAUCUGUUGCCACAUUCUCAAGGAGGCCAUAACCACAGUCACCACCAAGGGCAUGUUCAUGAACACAGGCAUUCUCAUGGACAUUCUCAUGAGCAUGGACUAGGAGCUGAAGGAUUUCUAGAAGAAUAUGAUGCAGUAUUGAAAGGACUUGUUGCACUUGGAGGCAUUUACCUUUUGUUCAUCAUUGAACACUGCAUAAGAAUGUACAAGCACUAUAAUAAACAAAAGACUAAACAGAAAUGGUGUAAGAAAAAACAGACUGAAGAAUCACCAGUUGGAAUGAAGCUUUCAGAUCAUAAACUAAAUAGUAGGCCAGAUGCUGACUGGCUUCAGCUCAAACCUCUUGCAGGAGCUGAUGACUCGGUUGUAUCUGAAGAUCGACUUAAUGAAACUGAACUGACUGAUCUAGAUGGCCAGCUGGAAUCCCCGCCCAAAAACUUCCUGUCUGAAGAAAAUGCAUGCAAUAUGCACCAUUCUCACAACGAUGUCUUGCGUGCUGUUCAAGAGCACAAUCUCCAUGAUGCAGAGUAUGAUGACAGCCCUGGAGAAGAUAAAAUCAUAGCUAGAAAACACAACCAUCACUGGCACCACAAACAUUCCCACCAUUCCCAUGGCCACUGCCAUUCAGGAAAAGACCUGAAAGAUACUGGCAUAGCCAACAUAGCUUGGAUGGUAAUUAUGGGAGAUGGCAUCCACAAUUUUAGUGAUGGCUUAGCAAUAGGAGCAGCGUUUAGUGCCGGACUGACAGGAGGAAUUAGUACUUCUAUAGCAGUGUUUUGUCAUGAGCUUCCCCACGAAUUUGGUGAUUUUGCUGUGCUGCUUAAAGCAGGAAUGACAGUAAAGCAAGCCAUUGUAUACAAUGUCCUGUCUGCCAUGAUGGCUUACAUAGGAAUGCUGAUAGGCACAGCCGUUGGACAGUAUGCCAAUAACAUCACCCUUUGGAUCUUUGCAGUCACUGCAGGCAUGUUCCUCUACGUGGCACUGGUAGAUAUGCUUCCAGAAAUGCUUCAUGGAGAUGGAGAUCAUGAGGAACAUGGAUAUUGUCCUGUGGGACAAUUCAUUCUUCAGAAUUUAGGUUUGCUCCUUGGAUUUGCUAUCAUGCUGGUGAUUGCCCUUUAUGAAGAUAAACUUGUGCUCAACAUCCAGUUUUGACCAUUUCUAGUGAUCUUUGUGGUUAUGAUAAUGUUACUGUAUGGCUUUGAGUCUGCACUGUUGUACUGUAUACACAUUGCUCAGAGAAAAAGCAGUGGCUUGCACUACUUACACAAGUACAGUAUAUUUGUUUCUGCGUGGGUUAACUUCUGCUGCUUUCUGACAGAAGAUAAUGAUGCGCACAGUGCAUCUUCCAGCCUGACCUGAAGUAGGAAAUGUGAAAUACGAGACAUGAACUUAGAGUUCUUGUGCUGCAUUCAAAAUGUUGUGUAGUUUUUACAAAUUAAAACACACAGUGAAAGACUUGUUCUGGUGCUGGAAGUGUCUUUUGGCAUUACAGCUAGAUAGAACCUAGGAAAUUCGUACUUGUGCAUAGACUGGCACGUCUUACAUGGCCUCUAUUAACAUGUGCUUGCUCUCUGCACAACGGUAUGUACUACUCCAAUAAUUAUAUUUUACAGAGUGGACAUGACAAGGAAAUACUGUAGUGUUUUAACUUUUAAAAAGUCCAACAAUGUUUAAAUCUUGUUGGGACACAGUAAUCUGUAUACUAUGGUUAUAAAGUUUGUGCUAAGGAGGCAGACCAUUGCAGUACACAAAGAUCUAUGUGAUCCACUGCAAAGUGCAGUUGACAAAAUGUUUUCCUGACUAAGAUUUAUUUGAUGUUAGUUCCUUGGUAUGAGUAGGAAAAUGCAGAAUGUGGUAGACUUAGUGUUAGCUUGGGGAAAUCCCUGGUGUCAGAGUCAGUGGACUGAACCUGGUUCUCUGCUGCAGAAACUAAACAUGUAUUGUGUGCCACUUGCAACGUAAACUACUGAAAAACCGUGGCUGUGAGUGUGGGGCAAACUCUCCUCUAACAAAUGAUCCAUAGUGGAAUUUCUCACUUUUAAUAGCUAUUUUGGUAUAUAUUUUUUCCUUUUUAUAUUAAAACCUUAAAGUAUGAUACUAACUCUUGAGCCUGACUGCAUAGGUUAAAAAUUGUCCUUUCUGUGCAGUAUGGGUGGAUCAUUUAUAAUGCUAUAGUAUCAGUUUAGAAUGUAUUUCUUCAGUGUCUUGGCAUCAGAGCUUUAUAGCACCAGCCAUUGCUGGCAAUAGACUGUGUGCUAGAAUAUUCCUAUUUCCAGCAUCAGAGUUAGUUGGGUUUUUUUUAACAUUUUUGUUACAUUUUUGUUGUGUUGUUGGUAUCUAGGGUAUAUAAAAGCAGCUGUUAUUAAGUACCAGUAUGGGUGAGUAGGGAGGAAUAGGCUGAACAAUCAAAAGCCUUAACUUGCUGGAAUCAGCUUAUCUUUGAUUGCUUAGUGCCAAGGUGCUUGUAAUGCCAGACAUAGAUUUGUCUCUUGUGUACCCCUGUCUCCUUCUAAAAUUGUGAAUUUGUGAGAAGUGCAAGCCCUGCUAAUUCUGCAGUCUGACUUGAUAAUAUAGUACCAGUCCUAAGCAUGGUAGUAGCCUUCUUUUAACAUGCUGUUCUAGUUGUCAUUUAUAUGUAUGCAAGAUAAGCAGUGUAUUGACUAUGUGCAGCAAGUUUUGUUUCAGCCUGCUUGGCGCCAGUGUAGCUGCUAAAAUGUACUGGUUUAACACCUUACCUAGAGUCAGUAUCUUCAUUCUAUUUCUCAGCUAAUCCCUGUUCCUGUGGCCCUUUGCUUUUGACUCUGCAAUUUAGCGAUCUAGCUGUUCCUUUUUUUUAACACAGCAGCUCAUACUUUUUAAUUAUAUUAGUUGGUUCUUGCUGCUAUUUGUUUCUAGUGCAAGAAACAGUAUUAAGGGUCCAGUUCAAUAAAAGAUGUGGUUACUUCAGGGAAGAAACCAGAAAUCAAGGGUCCAGUCAUGUUGUCCCUUGGUGCUCAGAAUUCAUUGAAGUCGACAGGAUUCCUGCAUGCAGGAAGACUACAAAGCCUGACCCUAACUAGCACAGAUGUCAUUUCAGUUGGUAAUGGUGGAUUUUGGUAACUUUAAGAUUUUGGGUGAAGUUUUCAAAAGCACCAACUGGAGUGACAUGGGUCUGUCUGUAAAUAACAAGCUCCAGGCAGUUUACCCUCUUAAGGCCCAGAUCCUAAAAAAUAUUGAGAUGCUAUGUCACUCAGAGGUUUUCAGACAUGUUGCCCAUUGACUUUUCUUGAACUUAGUGCUGCCAAAUAGAAGUUGGUCAUUAUGUAACUGAAUUGAGAUUUUUGACAGAUCCUCCUGUGUUUAUGCUAUAUUUGUUUUAAUUCUUUAUAAAUGAAGAUUCUUAUAUUUUGGGUAGUAUAUUUACUUUUCUCUUAGUUGGAAUGCGUUAGUUUAAUAUACUGCCUCUACCAAAAAAUGCUUCACACUUCUAUUCGAGACCUUUUUCAUAUCGAAGUUUUAGGUACUGCAUAUUUUCCUUAAGAAUGGAAUCUGUCUCCUUAUUUUCUAGUAUUUAUUACACAUUGUGAAAAGCAAUAUAAUAGCCGUGGCUGCUUCUUAGACUUCUGCCAGUAUUGAAUUCCAGACCAUUUUAAUGUACAACUAAGUCGUGUUACAGACGGUCCGAUUUC
This is a messenger RNA of Gavialis gangeticus (Gharial), 5408 nucleotides long. RefSeq names its product solute carrier family 39 member 10 (gene SLC39A10). The transcript is spliced from 10 exons. Gene Ontology annotation, biological process: intracellular zinc ion homeostasis; positive regulation of B cell receptor signaling pathway; zinc ion import across plasma membrane. The record is from RefSeq and is a predicted model, not a curated record. Bases 304 to 2892 code for a protein of 862 amino acids. Gene Ontology annotation, cellular component: membrane. Gene Ontology annotation, molecular function: zinc ion transmembrane transporter activity. Lineage: Eukaryota; Metazoa; Chordata; Crocodylia; Gavialidae.